Emericellopsis atlantica is the source of this 2511-nucleotide messenger RNA. RefSeq names its product PALB protein. The record is from RefSeq and is a predicted model, not a curated record. Gene Ontology annotation, biological process: proteolysis. NCBI's taxonomy places the organism in Eukaryota, Fungi, Ascomycota, Sordariomycetes, Hypocreales, Bionectriaceae. Gene Ontology annotation, molecular function: calcium-dependent cysteine-type endopeptidase activity. The transcript is spliced from 5 exons. Bases 1 to 2511 code for a protein of 836 amino acids.
AUGGAGAGGAGACUCCAGGCCGCUGAGGCUCUUCUCGCCCGAGUCAGCGGUCAAGAUGCGUUGGACACAGCCAUCAGAGCUGCUGAGCUGUACAUGACUGCCGCGGCGCAGGCUUUAACCAAAUCUGAAGCGAAGCAUCAUCGGAAAAGAUGCCAGGAACUCAUUGCGUACGCCGAGUUGCUCAAGACGGAACUGGCAGUACCGCAGACCGUCGAGGACGCUGUCUUGAAGGGCGCCUCCCGUCUUCACGGCUGCUUCUUCCCACCCUGGGACAGAGAUCCAAACGAUGCUGAUUUCGAGCGCGGGGAGCGUGCACAAGCUUUCACUGACGAAGCCGAUUUCUCCCUGUCAGCCACCCAGGCGGAGACAUUUGACGGUUGGAAGAGACCCCAGGAACUGCUGGAGCAGCGCGGCUCAAAAUUGGAGGACGUGGACUUGGAUGCGGAGCUCUUCCAAACCAAGAACCAGCCCUGUGAUCUAGUACAGGACAUUACCACCGACUGCUCAGUCGUCGCUGGCCUGUCUGCCGCAGUGAACGUGCUGACAGGCAAACAUGCUUUGCUAUCGUCAAUAUUCUUCCCUUUUGACCACAAUCGAGGUCGGCCACGAUAUUCCCCUCUGGGAAAGUACGUCAUCCGCCUGAAUUUCAAUGGAUGCCUGCGGAAAGUCACCAUCGACGAUAGACUGCCGACGUCGAACAGUGAUCGCGCGCUCUACGUGGUCGACCGCAUGAACGAGAGUCUGCUGUGGCCCGCCCUCCUUGAAAAGGCCUACCUCAAGAUCAGAGGAGGCUAUGACUUCCCCGGCAGCAACUCUGGCACCGAUCUCUGGGUGUUGACGGGCUGGAUCCCCGAGCAAGUGUUUCUCCAGAGGGAUGAGGUGGAUAUUAACCACAUCUGGUCGAGCAUCAAAGCAGCGCACGACGCGGAAGAUGUCGUCAUCACGAUAGGCACGGGUGUCACGUCGCCCGAAGAAGAGCGCAUUGCCGGCCUUGUGGGCGAGCACGACUAUUCUGUGCAAGGCCUGGCCGAGGUCGAUGGCCGACGCUGGCUCCUCGUCAAGAACCCAUGGUGUGUCGGUCUUGUAUGGGCCGGAGGCUGGCUCACGGCGAAUCCAGCAUCACUCGCCAGGAGCCCUGGGGCUGGAAAGGGACCGCAAACCCAGCAGCCCGAGGCAACCGACCAGAACACGAACGCCGUCUGGGUCUCCCUGGAGGAUGUGGCGCAGAACUUUGAGUCCAUGUACCUCAACUGGAACCCCAAACUCUUUCCCCAUCGUCAAGAAUGCCACUUCAAAUGGGAGAUGCCACAGGCUCACCUGAAGACGGCCCUGGCCGAGAAUCCGCAAUACGCCAUCUCCUCCGCCAAGGGUGGUCUCGUCUGGAUACUGGCCAGCCGUCAUUUCCAGGAUGCCGAGCACCGGAUCCUCAAAGGCCGCACGAGCCACGGCGACACCAUGGCCGCCGCUGCCCGCCAGCUGGGGUUCAUGAGCAUCCUCGUGUUCGACUCUGGCGGCAAGCGUGUCCAGAUCACGGGGGAGCAGACCUAUGAGGGACCGUACGUCGACUCCCCGCAGACCCUUGCGCGCCUGGACAUCACGGCCGGUAAAGUGUACACUGUCGUCCUCGCCCAGGACGACUUUCCCCUGCCCAAGUACACCUUUACUCUGUCGGUGUUUUCGCAGAACCCAGUGGACAUGCACCCGGCCGUCGACGCCAUGUCACAUCGAAGAGAGGAGAUUGGCGCAUGGACCAGGCGCUCCGCAGGAGGCAACGCAGCGUGCACGACGUAUUUCUCGAAUCCCCAGUACCGCCUGUCGGUCCCCAGGCCGACACCAAUAUCCAUACUGCUGUCCACUGACAACAGGGACAUUCCCAUCCACGCCGAUCUAGUAUGGGGCCACGGGAAGCGAGUCAGCUCCGUCCGAGUGCGCGACGUCGUCGUGUCGUCCGGGGAAUAUCGACGGGGCCACGUCGUGGCAGAGGCUCCCAUGGUAGACGCAGGAGACUAUACAAUCGUAUGCUCGACAUUUGAGGCCGGACAGCAAGCCGGCUUUGGGCUGCGUGUAUCUUCAGACGUACCCGUCACAGUGGCACCCAUCCCCGCCGACGCAGCGGGACGUCUGCACACGCCUCUCGCGCCCUUGACCUUGUCCGAGAGCGUCCAGCAACGACGUCUGCCCAUCUACGCCGACUGGUUGACCAAGACUACGGCGGCGGCAUCACAGGGUGGCGCGAGUCACGGACACGGUGGGAGCCUGUUAAUCCGUCUGUCUGUCGUGCACGGGACAGGCCCUAACCAAGUCGUCCUCGCCGUAUCGGGCGACGGGGAGUUCCUGGACCCGCGGGUUGCCAUCAGGACCCCUGAGUUCGACAUUGAACCCAGGCGGGCGCAUGCUGAGGGCAUGUGGCUGGUCAUUGAAGGAAUUGGGAUGCACAAAGAUGGGCAUCUUCUCAAGGCCGAGCUGUUCAGCGACUCACCUGUGCAAGUCGGCGCAUGGGAGGACUGCUAA